AAGUACGACAAAAGGAGGAUUCAUCAUCUGUGAAUCAUUCCUAGAAGAAGCUAGAAUGGCACCUGCUCGGAGGACAGGCGAGGCCCCUUCUGGACUGCAGGGGCCAGCGCCUACUCCGCGCACCAAACAACGGCCGCCGCCGCCGCCAUUUUACCUACCAUUGAACAUCGCACUCUACCUUUGCAUCAUCACCAAUGUGAUUUCAGCCCUCUACGCGCCGAUACAGGAUUGUGACGAAGUCUUUAACUUCUGGGAACCAACACAUUAUCUCAACCAUGGAUAUGGGCUUCAGACGUGGGAAUACUCCCCGGUGUACUCGAUCCGAAGCUGGCUGUAUGUCUCUACUCAUGCUCUGGUGGGCAAAAUCGGAUCGUUUGCUCUCAGCAGCAAGUCUGCAGAGUUCUAUGCGAUCAGAUGCUUCCUUGCGCCGGUGUGCGCUGCUUGCGAGACCCGUCUCUACUCCGCCAUCUGUCGCACCUUGAGCCCCCGCAUCGGCCUUCUCUUCCUCCUGGUCGUCGCAUUCACCCCGGGCAUGUUCCAUGCGUCAACCGCCUUCCUACCAUCUAGCUUCACCAUGUAUAUGUCGAUGCUGGGUCUGACGGCGUUCUUGGAUUGGCGAGGUGGUCAGAAAACGGCGCAGGGAAUCAUGUGGUUCGGGCUCGGGGCGAUUGUCGGCUGGCCGUUUGCUGGGGCUCUCGUGCUUCCUCUUCUACUGGAGGAGGUGGUCAUCGGUUUGUUGUCGUCAAACAUGCGAGGGAUGGUCCUAAGCGUUCUGGAUGGCGCGAUGAGGUGUCUGCUAAUCCUGGCUCUUGAAAUUGCUGUAGACUACGCUUUCCUGCGUAAACUUGUCAUUGUACCCUGGAACAUCGUUGCGUACAACGUUUUUGGCGGAGAGGGCAGAGGUCCCGAGAUCUUCGGGGUUGAGCCUUGGACCUUCUAUAUCCGGAACUUGCUGCUCAACUUUAACAUCUGGUUUGCAUUCGCUAUGGCCGCUGCGCCGCUGCUUGCCCUUCAGGCGCUCUUCCGCCCCAAGGCGACUAGUGUGCAGACCUUGCUCAGAACCGUGACGCUUAUCACCCCGUUCUACAUGUGGUUCGCCAUUUUCACUGCUCAGCCGCAUAAGGAAGAGCGGUUCAUGUUCCCGGCAUAUCCAUUCCUCGCGCUCAAUGCGUCCAUCGCCUUCCACUUGAUUCUGUCGUUCGUUGGCUCCAGUAACCCCAAUGUGUCAGCUGGGAGUAUGUUACCGAAGAUCAAGCUGGCAGUGAUCAUGUCAAUAAUCCUCAUGGCCCUCAAUUCUGGCCUCCUGCGGAUUGUCGGGAUCAUGAGCGCCUACAAUGCUCCGCUGAAGGUAUUCGAACCGUUGGCACAGCCUGGAGUCGCCCAACCAGGCGAUACGGUGUGUUUUGGCAAGGAGUGGUACCGGUUUCCCUCGUCCUUCUUCCUCCCCAGCGACCUGCGGGCCAAAUUUGUUCGCAGCGAAUUCCGAGGACUGCUUCCGGGUGAGUUUCCCGAGGCUGCGGACUUCUCUGCGCUCUUUGAAGGGACGUCGCGGAUUCCUACGGGCAUGAACGAUCGCAAUGAAGAAGAUCUCGGAAAAUACACCGACCUCUCGCAAUGUUCCUUCCUGGUAGACUCGGAGUUCCCGAGCCGAAAGGCCACCGAGCUGGAGCCGGAUUACAUUCACGAGGACACGCAGUGGGAGCAGCUAGCGUGCCAUAGCUUCCUGGACGCAUCCCAGACGGGUCUUCUGGGGCGGCUGAUCUGGACUCCGGAUUUGCCAAUCACCCCAGAGCCUCUUCGGCGGAAAUGGGGCGAGUACUGUCUGCUGCGGAGACGCGGCGACGUCACAACAAACGCUGCAUAGGUUGGCUAUGGAAACGUGGGGUUCAAGCUACUGUACAUAGAUAUCUCCCCCGGUUACCCUUGUUCGUAUGGUGGAUGCGCGCCUGCAGAGGAGAAGAAGUCAUGCUGCAGCCGACGCUCGAAGGAGCUUGGCUGGCGGUGUGGUGGCCUUGCCGGAUUGGGGAAAGAUAUCCUCGGAUGAUAAGAAUGUUUGCAGGUAAUGCAGCGUCAAUCAAUCCCGCUGGCUGUUAUCUCAAAC
This is a messenger RNA of Aspergillus vadensis CBS 113365, 2101 nucleotides long. Its product is annotated as dolichyl-P-Man:Man(6)GlcNAc(2)-PP-dolichol alpha-1,2-mannosyltransferase. Bases 56 to 1864 code for a protein of 602 amino acids. The record is from RefSeq and is a predicted model, not a curated record. NCBI's taxonomy places the organism in Eukaryota, Fungi, Ascomycota, Eurotiomycetes, Eurotiales, Aspergillaceae. The transcript is spliced from 4 exons. Gene Ontology annotation, cellular component: endoplasmic reticulum membrane. Gene Ontology annotation, biological process: protein N-linked glycosylation. Gene Ontology annotation, molecular function: alpha-1,2-mannosyltransferase activity.